AGAAGAUAAGGAAUGGAUCUCGACAGAUACCUGGAAGCUGAUAGAGGAGAGGAGGAUGGUGAAGCAGAAGACAAACCAGUGCAAGGAUGCUCAACAAUAAGAGGAACUGAGCACAAUGUAUAAAACACUGAACAAAGAAGUGAAGAAGAGUGCACGCAAAGACAAAAGACACUUCUACGAAACACUGGCAAGUGAAGCAGAACAGGCUGCCGGCUGGUAGGAGGGACAGACACCUGACGACAUUGUAUCAAAUAACCAGGUUGCUAUCAGGGAAGAGACCAACACAGAUGAAACCAAUAAAAGAUGAAGAAGGAAAUUUAAUUACAAAAGAAGAGAAACAGAGGAAACGAUGGGCCGACCACUUCAAGAAGCUCUUGAAUCGACCACCACCUGCACUUCGCCCAGAAAUACCACCUGCAGCCGCUGAACUACAAGUGAACAUUAAUCCCCCAACGAAAAUGGAAGUCCUGAACGCCAUAAAGCUACUGAAAUGCGGGAAAGCAGCAGGACCAGAUGGGAUACCGCCAGAAGCACUGAGAACAGAUGCAGAGACAACAGCGGACAUGCUCACACCACACCAGUAUUGCAGAAGGUGUGGAAGGAAGAGAAGGUACCUGACGAUUGUAAGAAGGGUUACCUUGUCAAACUGCCGAAGAAGGGAGACCUCAGUGCUUGCAAGAACUGGCGCGGAAUCACUCUCCUGUCCACCCCAAGUAAAAUAUUAAGCCUCAUCAUCCUGGAGAGGCUUAAAGAUGCACUGGAUUCAAAACUACGACC
Molecule: messenger RNA, 777 nt
Organism: Heterobilharzia americana
Lineage: Eukaryota; Metazoa; Platyhelminthes; Trematoda; Strigeidida; Schistosomatidae
Source: the annotation of a GenBank genome assembly